Molecule: messenger RNA, 4910 nt
Organism: Formica exsecta
Lineage: Eukaryota; Metazoa; Arthropoda; Insecta; Hymenoptera; Formicidae
Product: zwei Ig domain protein zig-8-like
Exons: 7
Coding region: 1131-2255 (374 amino acids)
Biological process (GO): synapse organization
Cellular component (GO): neuron projection membrane
Source: RefSeq, a predicted model, not a curated record
GUUGGGUCGCGGUCUCCACCACGGCAGCAUUUCGCCCAACGGUCUCUUUACGCACCUAUCUCUCCCUCUCGUUUCCUACCCCCUUAUAGAUCUCUUGCCUACCCCUCUUGCAAUCUCCUCUCCCGACCCCUCGUCGUAUCCCACCUCUCCACCUGCCGGUGGACUUUCGCGAACGGUGCAUACACGACACUGGAUGCACGACACCCUCUGCCACCCUCCCCAUCCCUCUUUCUACCCUACGCCUGUACGUGAAGGUGUUCGCGCCGCGACGCGUUAGUAUGAGUGCGGUAUGAUGAAUGAACGGCAUUUUAGAGGGACGGAAGUAACGCGCGAAACCAUCUAGUCCUUUCGCACGAUCGUAAGUCACACACUGGCGUCACCGGAUCCUCGUGAAGAUGCAUCUCGCGUGAGAACUGUAACCGCCCACGUGGAAGUACUGGACCAGCUGUGCUGGAAGGAUUUAGUGGCGCGCCGGUUCUCUCUCUGUGUGAUUACGCGAGACUUGUCGCUCCGUCAUUCACAGUCCGUGACAGUUGAUAGGAAAGGUACAUUCGCUGCUUGUGAACACAGAUUUGUGAGAUGCUUCCUCUCGAUAAUGGACGAUACAUUCGAUGGUGUAACGACGAACAAGUGCACCGAGCGACUUUAAAGAUUAGACGCGGAAACGCGACUCGAUUCGACGAGUGCGGGACUGAUCGUUACAACGCGAUUGAUUUAUUAGGCAUGAAUGUUUUUUUAUUAUUUACCAAAUAUACAUGCGUGAAUAACAUGUUUCUUUACGUAUAGAAAACGCAUGUAAAACGAAUGUAAUAAAUCGUAAUAGAAACGGGCACGUGGUCGCUUUCGCGUGAUCGAUAUUUUGUGAAUAUCUCGUGAUGAAUACUGUGCAUAAAAAUAGUCAUUUUAAAAUUCCACUUUAUCGCGUUGGUGAAUAAUGUUUUUAUCUCAGAUGAAUAAUCUAAUCGUCUUAUGCAAAAUAUUGUCACUGACUGAUAGAAACAAUGUGAUCAUGUAAUAAGUGUUGCUACUGUUAUUAAUUGUGAGCAAAAUGGAAUUUUUUUUAUCGUCAACUAGGAAGAUAUAUCGCCUUUGUCAGAUUGUUGCAACUUCGAAGAAGCAAUUGCUGUGAAAUGUACCGAAAACGAUUUACUAUAAAAGCACUCGGAAUGGAUUUACAAUAUAAUGACAAUGGGGCCAGUUGGUACAAAUCUUUCAAAAUGAUCUGCGCUUUCUUUCUCUUCAUCCUGCUGCAUGAAGGCAUCGCGUACGAGUCACAUGUUUCCAUGGUGAAUACCUUCCAAGAACGCAUAACGCCGGAAAUUGGUCCAUACUUCGAUACCACAAUGUCCUCCAGCAUCACUGGCUUGGCCGGAGAUACUGUUGAACUGGGGUGCAGAGUAAAGAAUCUCGGAAAUAGAACGAUUUCGUGGAUAAGGCAUCGUGAUAUCCAUUUGCUGACAGUUGGUACUUACACUUACACGAGCGAUCAGCGUUUCGAGGCGAUGCAUAAUAAACUCCAUACAGAUGAAUGGAUCCUCAUAAUACGAUAUCCACAGCGAAAGGAUUCUGGUAUCUACGAGUGCCAAAUAUCUACCACUCCGCCCAUCGGUCAUCCUGUUCACCUCAUUAUAGUUGAGCCUGUAACAGAAAUAGCCGGCGGUCCAGAUCUGUUCAUCAACAAGGACAGUACGAUAAACUUAACAUGCUAUGUAAGAUACGCGCCCGAACCCCCGUCGACGAUAAUUUGGAGUCACAACGACCAGGCGAUUAACUUCGACUCACCGAGGGGUGGCAUCAGCCUGGUAACGGAAAAAGGGCCCGUGACUUCGAGCCGUUUACUCAUUCAGAAGGCGAUCGACAGAGACUCCGGCAUUUACACGUGCUCGCCCAAUAACACUCGUCCUAACAGCGUACGGGUCCACAUAGUCGAUGGUAACGGAAAAAUGCCAAUUUCGCUUAGAACGGGGACUACGUGCAAACAUCCCAACUCUUUUAAACUCUUUCUUAAAAGAACACCCAGCAGCGAUGCAUCACGGCAGCGGCGACAGAAUGGCCGCGACGUUGCUUCCGGUCGUCCUACUUCUUUGGAUGAUAUUCUAGCCGACGCUAUGCACUCCGGGUUGAAUGCGCGCGAACUUAAGCACGGUCGUCUAACUCCUACGAAACUAGCGGGCGGAGGGUCUGUUUCGCGGUUUUGUCUUCCGGAAUUCAGCUCGCUGCGACGCGCAUUCGACACAUCCGCCUUGCGAAAGUAACGCGAAUCUCACCCAUGGUUCGCGUCACGACGUCUCUCCCAUUACAUUGUUAGAGUGUCAGGUUGACGCAUCUACUAUACGAGAAAUUCAAUUGCUAUGUCGUCAUCUGGAAGACGCAAGAUGAAACGGAUAAUAUUAGGAUGAAUAUAUCAGUAAAUGAUAGAUCGAUGCGAUUACAAUCGCUGAAUAUAUAUUUCGUUUUAUGUGAUCGUGUAUAAAACGAUAUAAUUAUAUUUUUUGAAAAAUGAGGGCGAAAAUCUAGCUUAAUACCUAGAAGGUUAAGAUACAAAAAUUUAAAGAAAAAUAAUAUUUUCGAUUAGGAAAGAAAGUUGAAUUAUCCAACGAAAUUUCUUAAUUAUUCAUUGAAUCAUUCUUUCACCGAUUUUUCUAUCCCGUAAUCAACAGGCAAAAGUUACUUUACAACACUUCUUAACACGAUUAGUCGGUUUGCCGAAAUUGAAACUCUCGCGGUACUUUCAAGGCCGUUGUCAUUUUGCGAAAAAGAACAACGUCUAGAAUCUUACCACGCUAAGAAAACAAGUACGAAGUCUUUUUUUGGUCCGGCGACGAGUCGCAAGUCCGUUUCCAUCGUCUGGAAUCUUUCUCCUUACUUUGUAAAAUAAAAAUCGUCUACGAAAAAAAAACCCUUUUUGCAAAGGCGGAGAAUAGCCAUACUAAUAUAAUGCUUGACCUAAAAACGAACCAACAAACACAUUCCUGAAAUGAUACUUGCUAAGGAAGGAAACAACAAUGAGAAAAUUACACUAAUCCAAGGAAAUCCAAGUUGAACGCGAUAUUUUCCGAUAUUAAGCAAGACUAAAGAAAACCUCUCUUUGCGCGCUAUGUUUCACGAAUUUCGACAACUGAAAAAUAAAAACGAUUGGGAUAAUUAGAGGAACGUAACAUCAUCACGCAAAAUUGCGUGAUAAUACGCGAUGAGUUUAUUAAUGUAUCAAAUAGAAGGAACACACGCACUGCCAAACGCAAUAUGUCGGAGAUAUUUCAUUUAUAAUAAAAUUUAUCAUCGCGCGUCUACCAUUUCCACUUAACAGCCUUGAACACGAACGUCGCGUUUUCGUUAUUGCAGUUAUUCAAUUAUUGAAUGCACUCGGUAGCCUGAACGUUCCACCCGUUGCGACUGUCAACAAUGUCUCGGCUGCGACUAGUCUCGGAUAUAUAUCUCGACGUAAUCUUGUUAUCGGAUUAUUGAUUGUCGCGCAUGAGACGAGCUGGAGGCUUUUAUGCAAGCAGAAUAUUAUUAAUUAUAAAUACACACACAUCUAAAAAAGCUGCUAUGCUGCGUUAUGAUGGUGCUCUAAAAUUUGAAAUAUAUAAUAAGAUGUGAUAGAAAUGUAACGCAGGGAUGAAAACGCGUGAGUUAUUUCAACGAAGUUAAAACAUGAUAUAUACCAUCACCAUCACUUACGUGGAUAUGCGCGGAUAUCGGAAAUAUUUAUUGAGAAAAUAUUUAUUGAGAAAAUUCAAUUUUUUUUAAACUGCUGCUUUUAUUUAUUUCAAUUUCCUUUAACAAGCUCUUUCUCUCUUUCUCUCUCCUCUCUCUAGCUUAGUUUCAUAUUAUAUAAAAAAAUUAAUAAAUUUAAUAUUUUAUGGUCCUAAAUAUUACAACAUAACAAUUGUACUAUAUAAGUAUGUUACUUCAGAAGCUAGAAAAAACUGAACCUCGGAAUAUAAUCAAUAAGAGAGAGAACAAUUUAACACACGAUGUAUACUGCAUUAUAUGGCGAAUAGGCGCUGCGUUUGCGCCUUGUACACAUCAAACGAGAAAACUCAUUAAACUUCGGAAGUAAGGAUUGAGGCGGAAAGGGGCGCAGGAUUUUCAUGCAGAUACGUAAAUAUAACGGGCUUUUCCGGGCUCGCGGCGGCGCAACUUAUUUAUAAAAAGAGGGAAGGUUUAUUCGCCGAACUUAUAAUGCCCGACUUCGAGACGGAUUUUGUCCUUGUUAUGGUUAUCGGUAAAAACGUAUUGUUCAAAAGUGCAUUAGCUCUCGGAGAUUCGAACACGAUGCGCCGAGACGAUCCCGAGACUGUUCCGCUUUCCGCCCGUAAAGGGGACUGCAUCGUGUCUUGGCGUGAGUAUGGCAGUAUUAUUGCGCCGGAAAUGUACCUCGCUUUUUCAGGACCACUCGCGAGAACGCUGAAACGGUUUCGAUAUGCCCGAUCCUUGUCGCUAUUAGCGUCCAAGAUCUUUCUUCUGUCAAUGGGACCAUGUAAUCGGAACAGAUUUUGGUCCAAUCGCGAAUAAUUCACGUUAGCAAUUGACGCCGACGUGUAUACGAAACGGACGGUCCUAUAAUUGCUGUAUAUACUGAGUUAGAAAUGUAAUAUUAUAAGAAUGCAUCGGUGCCAGUCUUUUAUCUAACUUACAAUGACACCGAAAUUCGUGUAUUUCGAGGAUCUCACGUGCAAUGUGUGUAUAUGUUUUUUAUAGAUGCUGAUAUAUGUACGCGCCUAAAUAGAUAAGGAGAAAAAAUUGAAAAAGCGUAGAUUAAGUGUUACUUAUGACGUCUUUCUGGAUCGAAAUCUUUUUCAUAAAUCUGUACAUGUUCACCGACUUAACGGACAGCGUCGGAAAUUUUUAUUUGCGCACGCAUUUAAUAAAAGAAUGAGAAAAAUUGACUCUAAAGUACAGAAUGA